AUGUCAGACAAGACAGUAUUCCUGGUCAUGGACGUCCAGAACGGCGUGAUUGAACGCGUGCAGAAUGGCGAGGCAUAUCUGGAACGCCUAGCUCCUGUGGUCCAGGCAACUCGAGAGGCCGGAUUCAAGAUUGUCUAUAUCAAAACCAGCUUCCGACCAGGCUAUCCAGAACAUCAUCCGCACAACACCUCGACUGCCAAAGCCUUCCAGUGGAAAGCGUUCGGCGAGGAUGACUCUUCCUCUCGCAUCCACGCGGCAGUUGCGCCUGCGAGUCAAGAUGUGGUUGUCAGCAAACACCGAGUCUCAGCCUUCACCAGCACUGAUCUCGACCUUAUCCUGCGUUCCUAUGGCGCACAGAAGCUCGUCCUUACAGGCAUUUCCACUUCAGGCGUUGUGUUGUCUACUGUUCGUCAGGCAGCAGAUCUCGAUUUUCGUGUCACCGUGUUGGAAGAUCUUUGCAUUGACCCUGAUCCGGAAAACCAUGAAUUCUUGAUGAAGAAGAUCGUUACGCGUCAAGCCGAAGUCACCUCAUCGGCUGAGUGGCUUGCUGGAUUGAAGCCAACUUCAUCUUAA
Molecule: messenger RNA, 573 nt
Organism: Talaromyces atroroseus
Lineage: Eukaryota; Fungi; Ascomycota; Eurotiomycetes; Eurotiales; Trichocomaceae
Exons: 1
Coding region: 1-573 (190 amino acids)
Source: RefSeq, a predicted model, not a curated record